This is a messenger RNA of Venturia canescens, 1023 nucleotides long. RefSeq lists its product as uncharacterized. The coding region runs from base 1 to 1023 and encodes 340 amino acids. The transcript has a single exon. The record is from RefSeq and is a predicted model, not a curated record. Lineage: Eukaryota; Metazoa; Arthropoda; Insecta; Hymenoptera; Ichneumonidae.
AUGUCUAAUAAGUGCAUGAUCUGCAAAAAACCAGUGAGUCGAUCGGAAACUCUGAAGUGCAUAGGGGAGUGUAAUGCUCUCUUUCAUAUUCUCUGUGCGUCUAAAAAAUAUCAACGUGAGCUCGAUGAACUUAAAUCAUGCGAUCAUUUCCUCUGUGAUUCCUGUGAUGAUUUUGAUGUUCAUGAUUCUUCCGUGGUGGCGGUAAACGAUAGCGAAUCACCACCAGAUACAAUUACUCUGGUUGAUAUUAUGAGGCAACUAAGCUCUUGUACAGCGUCAACAAAUACCCAGCUUUCUUCAAUGCAAAGGGCUAUAACGAAAGUAGGUGAAAAUAUCAAUGCUCUUCAAAUGGAUGUUCGUCAACUUACAACCUCACAUGAAGCUUUGGUAGCCAAAGUCACGACGCUAGAGGAAAAUGUGAUAGUGAAUAGCAGGGAAACGCAGCGACUGCGUGAUGAAAAUGUACAACUGUCAAAACAUAUUCAGUUCUUAGAGAGAGGAAUGGCAACUCUCACCUCCUCCAAAUAUCCAUUUGAAUUAACGAUCACUGGCUGCCCUCCCUCUCUCAAGGAUCCACCGGAUUUCAUCGUCAAUAAAGUUUUCAAUGCUCUUGGGGUCACGGAAUUUUUACCUGAUAUCAUCAGUAUACGCAAGUUGCCUGAAGAUCAGCUGACUGUUGGGAGCGGAACGAGCUCUUCUCAGCGUACCAGUCACUCAUCGCACGUUUCGUACAUAGUUUAUUUAAAAUCAACUGCUGCGAGAGACACUAUUAUUCAACGUAGGCGCGAAUUGAGCGAGUUCACGGUUAAAGAAGUACUUAAAAUAGAGCAGGCCGGUAACAUAUUUGUAAAUGAGCAUAUCCCUCCAUAUCUUUAUAAACUAUUGAAACAGGCGAAGGCUAGAGCAAAAAGUAAUGAUUAUAAAUUUGUUUGGGCACGUUCGGGUAAAGUCUGGGUACGUAAAGCUAAUGGCACCGAGCCGGUUCCCAUUAUGGCUGACUCCGAUCUCGAUAAGAUUGCCUGA